AACCCCAACCUCUCACCGUCUAGCUCCUACUCUUCUCCUUCCACUCCGGCUAUCUCUUCUCUUGGCACUGCACUAGCCAAGAACGGAGCAGAGAAACGCUGUAGCUCCUGCCCGCUUGCUCUUCGCUAGCGGUUCUUGCAAAGAAGCAGAGCUAGCCAAGAGAACUGAGCUGAGGCGGCGGCCAUGAAGUACGUACUGGUGACAGGAGGGGUGGUGAGCGGCCUCGGCAAGGGCGUGACGGCCAGCAGCAUCGGCGUCGUCCUCAAGGCCUGCGGGCUCCGCGUCACCACCAUCAAGAUUGACCCAUACCUCAACACUGAUGCUGGAACCAUGUCUCCAUUCGAACAUGGUGAGGUGUUCGUUUUGGACGAUGGUGGUGAGGUGGACUUGGACCUUGGAAACUACGAGCGUUUUCUAGACAUCAAACUGACCCGUGACAACAACAUAACCACAGGAAAAAUAUAUCAGUCAGUCAUUAACAAAGAAAGGAGAGGAGACUACUUGGGGAAAACCAUUCAGGUUGUGCCACAUAUUACGGAUGAAAUACAAGAUUGGAUUGAACGUGUAGCAGUGAAUCCAGUCGAUGGUAAACAAGGACCUCCUGAUGUUUGUGUCAUAGAACUUGGCGGCACCAUAGGAGAUAUUGAAUCAAUGCCCUUUAUUGAAGCAUUAGGUCAAUUUUCAUACCGUGUUGGACCUGGAAACUUCUGUCUGGUCCAUGUCAGUCUUGUUCCGGUUUUAAAUGUAGUCGGUGAACAGAAAACUAAACCUACCCAGCAUAGUGUUCGUGGGCUAAGAGGCCUUGGAUUGGCACCCGAUAUUUUAGCAUGUCGCAGUACUGAGCCACUGGAAGAAAACGUGAAAGCAAAGCUCUCACAAUUUUGCCACGUUCCAAUCUCAAGUAUUAUUAAUCUCCAUGACGUUACAAAUAUUUGGCACAUCCCCUUGUUGCUAAGGGACCAAAAGGCCCAUGAAGCUAUUCUGAAAGUUCUAGACCUUCAAUUUGUCAGCAAAGUACCACGAGAACCUAAGUUGGCUGAAUGGACCGAAAGAGCCAGCAAGUUUGACAAAUUGAACAAUACGGUUAAGAUUGCAAUGGUUGGAAAAUAUACUGGGUUGUCGGAUUCCUACCUGUCUGUUCUAAAGGCACUUUUGCAUGCAUCCGUUGCUAUGGGAAGAAAGCUUGUUGUGGAGUGGGUUCCUUCCUGUGAUCUUGAAGAUGCUGCAGCCAAAGAGACCCCUGAAGCCCAUAAAAAGGCAUGGAAACUACUCAAGGGUGCAGAGGGUGUACUUGUCCCUGGAGGCUUUGGAGAUAGAGGAGUUCAGGGGAAAAUUCUUGCUGCAAAAUAUGCACGAGAAAACAAUGUUCCUUACCUUGGCAUUUGCUUGGGUAUGCAAAUUGCAGUGAUUGACUUUGCCCGUUCUAUCAUGAAAUUACCGGCUGCAAAUAGCACAGAGUUUGACCCAAAUACAACUUCACCCUGCGUCAUUUUUAUGCCGGAGGGUUCCAAAACCCAUAUGGGGGCAACGAUGCGGCUUGGAUCAAGGAGAACAUAUUUCCAGGUCACUACAUGCAAAUCCGCAAAGUUGUAUGGUAAUACUAGAUUCGUGGACGAAAGACAUCGGCACAGAUACGAGGUAAAUCCUGAAAUGGUACCAGAGUUUGAGAAGGCCGGGCUUUCAUUUGUUGGCAAGGAUGAGAGCGGAAAACGCAUGGAGAUUAUUGAACUACCCAGCCAUAAAUUUUUCAUCGGCGCACAAUUCCAUCCUGAAUUCAAGUCAAGACCAGGGAAGCCAUCUCCACUUUUCUUAGGAUUAAUAGCAGCAGCAUCUGGACAACUGGAGACUUUGCUCCAACCUGAUUCCAUCAUUGUCACUCCAAAUCCUAAGCCCAGAUUAAUAGUUCCAAAAAAGCCACUGUACAAUGCGCAUGCCAAAAAAACACUGGACAGCUUGGUUAACGGAUACUUCGCAAAUGGCAACGUAAUCCACACCUGAUUGGCAAUUGCACAAAUCCUCAGCGAGGUCUUGUUUGAGAUUUGUUUCUACGGCUUUGCUUGAACCCUAAUCUUUUCUAUUUUUCUUCUGUUUCGUUUUUUUUUUCUGUUUUGGCUUGUAUUUAUCUCUGCUCAACUGAGAAGGCUAAAGAGUAGCAAGCUCCAGCGACGCACAGUUCCGAUGUUUUAAGAGGAACGUCCUCCCAUCAUGUUGAAGCAAAGUUUAGCUAUAGGGCGGUGUAGUGUGCUGUUUCUUUCCUGCUGAGGCCUCAAAUUAAGGCUGGAAAUGUAUUGGUAGCUUUAGUAGAGCCUGGCAUCUCAACUAUUUGUACAUUGGGAAAGAACCUAUCUAAGUACUGAAUAUGCAAAUGCUUGGCGAGAUUGGUUAGAUGAGAAAAUGAAAAUCAACUUCAUUGAAAA
This is a messenger RNA of Oryza brachyantha (malo sina), 2417 nucleotides long. RefSeq names its product CTP synthase-like. Bases 184 to 1998 code for a protein of 604 amino acids. The transcript is spliced from 21 exons. Lineage: Eukaryota; Viridiplantae; Streptophyta; Magnoliopsida; Poales; Poaceae. The record is from RefSeq and is a predicted model, not a curated record. Gene Ontology annotation, biological process: CTP biosynthetic process; pyrimidine nucleobase biosynthetic process. Gene Ontology annotation, molecular function: CTP synthase activity; identical protein binding.